AUGUACAGACAUGAAACAACGUCGCGAGCCAAACCGCGCGACGAACCGUGCUGCGCUAGUGUAGACGGUGAAACGAACGCGCGCCGUCGCGAACCUGAUAAGCGUUACAGCUCGCAACUCAACCCGAUCCGGGCUCUGUCGGUUUUUCAACGCGACAUCAAAAGAAUUGCGCACGACGAAGUUACGCAUGUUUGGACGGGCAUAACGACGUACUCGUACUGGGUCGUCAUUUUGUUGCACAAUCCGGUUACGCGACGCGGUUCGGACUGCAAUAGAAUAAAUCCCUCGAACAUUGGAUUCUCAUUCACUCAGCACGGAUCAAGUAUGCUCUGGGAGGCUGUACUCGGCGCCAUACUGCUGUGGUCCGCUGCCCCAGGAAAUUCUGUUCGGCCGACGCAACGUGGACAAGCUUAUCAAAUCAGUCCGAAACCUUGCUGGGUGGAUGGUUUAGAAGGAACCUGCAUGUUCGUUUGGGAGUGCAUAAAAUCCGAAGGCUUUCACGUAGGAAUGUGCGUAGACAGUUUUAUGUUUGGGUCGUGUUGUGCGCACAACGCAACCGACAACAUAGUGAUACCAAAUUCGAAUAACAAUCCGGCAGUUUUAUAUACACCUCCUGGAGAUUCAAAUAAUCAUAGCACCAACCGGCCAGACGCCGGUAAACUUAGACCAAGCAGACCACAAGGAAUAGAAUCAUCACAUUCUCGCCCUUUGAAUGUAGCGACAUCUAGACCUAGUCUGCAUUUAAACUUCCACUCGAAUUCAGAGGACGCAAACACCUUCAAGCGGCCUACACAACCACCACGACAUAGUAUUCUACCAGUCGGAUUAGAUACGUUUUCUCCUGUAAAUCUUUCAAUGGCAUUUUCAACGCAUGUUGGAUGGCAAAUUACUACAGAACCCAAUUUUAUAACAGGUCACAAGAACUCUUCAUAUCAAGCAUAUAAACCAAAUUCGUUAUCUUGGCACGUUACCACGGAACCUGGAUUUGUAACGAAAAAUAAGAAUAAGGCAAGUUAUAAACCAAAGCCAAAGCCUUCAAAAAAACCGGUGCAAUUUACUACAAGCAAGAAUCCUGUAAAGUUUAGCAGUAAACCUACGAGAACGACAACGUUGAGGUGA
Messenger RNA from Photinus pyralis (common eastern firefly), 1119 nucleotides. RefSeq names its product serine proteinase stubble-like. The record is from RefSeq and is a predicted model, not a curated record. The transcript is spliced from 5 exons. Bases 1 to 1119 code for a protein of 372 amino acids. NCBI's taxonomy places the organism in Eukaryota, Metazoa, Arthropoda, Insecta, Coleoptera, Lampyridae.